Molecule: messenger RNA, 354 nt
Organism: Plasmodium adleri (nom. inval.)
Lineage: Eukaryota; Apicomplexa; Aconoidasida; Haemosporida; Plasmodiidae
Product: conserved Plasmodium protein, unknown function
Exons: 3
Coding region: 1-354 (117 amino acids)
Source: RefSeq, a predicted model, not a curated record
AUGAUAUCAUUCAUAAAAAAAGUUGCCAAAGGUAUAUCGAAAGGUUGUUCUUGGUGUAAAAGUGUGAGCUUUCGUAAAUAUUUUAGUGAAGAUUAUUUUUGGACCCAAGCUAAUAUAGGUCCAUUGUGUAUUGGUAUAAUAACAGCACCCUACUGGAUAUCAUCUUUAAAAAACAUUUAUUGGUCCCGUCGUUAUGAAAAGUUAAACAAAGAAGAAAUUUUAUCUGACCGAUUUACGUGGUUAUAUGAAAGAAUGCUAGAAGAUGAAGUUCAUAAGACCUUAUUAGAUAAAUUAUCGUCAUACAACUUUAAAAAUAAUGGCCCAGAAAAUAUGCUAGGCCCAAGCAUUAUAUAA